AUGAAUUCCUCUGAACCUGAACAAAUUUUUGCUGGUGGUAAGGAUGUUAAAGAGGAACCUGCUUCUGAUGUUGUUGAUGCUGAACCAUGUCGUCAAAUGGAGGUGAAGAUGGAAGUCGCUGAGGAACUUAAUGAAAAUUUGGCAACUCCUCAGCUGCAACAAAAGAAGCGUAAAAGGCUCCCCCAAAGAAAGAGAAUGCAGUUGAAGAAAAUAAAAGCAAUGGAGGCUAAUAAACUUAGGGAGGAUAAGAAUUGUGAUGCAACAGCUACUAGUAAAGUGGAUGUUUCUGCGCAGACUAUGAAUUCAUCUGAACCUGAGAAAGUUAGUGCUGGUGGUAAAACUGUUAAAAUGGAACCUGCUUCUGAUGUUGCUGAUGCUGAACCGAGCCGUCAAAUGGAUGUGAAGAUUGAAGUUGCCGAGGAACUUAAUGAAAAUUUGACUAACCCGAAGAGGUUGAGUAAGAGUGUACGAAUUGCCAGGAAGAAGCAAAAGGCGGCCUUGGCUUUGCUCGCUCUUAUUCAAGCAAAUGAAGGAAAUAAAAUUGGAGAAGAGUCAGUUUGUGCAUCAACAACUAUGGGUAAAGUAGAUGCUUCUACACAAACUGGAGAGGGUAAGGUCGGUGCAGCUACAACUACAACAACUAAAGUGAAUGCUUCUACACAGGUUGAUUGUGUCUAUUAG
Molecule: messenger RNA, 681 nt
Organism: Meloidogyne enterolobii
Lineage: Eukaryota; Metazoa; Nematoda; Chromadorea; Rhabditida; Meloidogynidae
Source: the annotation of a GenBank genome assembly